This is a messenger RNA of Ctenopharyngodon idella (grass carp), 1631 nucleotides long. RefSeq names its product inhibitor of growth family, member 2 (gene ing2). The transcript is spliced from 2 exons. The coding region runs from base 210 to 1046 and encodes 278 amino acids. Gene Ontology annotation, cellular component: nucleus. Lineage: Eukaryota; Metazoa; Chordata; Actinopteri; Cypriniformes; Xenocyprididae. Gene Ontology annotation, biological process: positive regulation of DNA-templated transcription. The record is from RefSeq and is a predicted model, not a curated record.
AUCCUACGCAUGCGCACAUCUGAUAGUUUUGUUUGAAGGAGUUCUCGUAGCCAGAGAAGACUGGACUGAAUUUGUCCGGAAAGAGUGGCUCUCUAUACAAGGUUGCCAACUAAUACAUUUUUAAAGGAACCUAUGUGUGAAAAGCACCUAUUUUUAAGCCGCAGUUCUUCUCGAAAAGGCGCAUAGCUGCUUGAUGCAUUACUAUCAUCAUGUUAGGGCAUUAUCCAAACGUGGAAAAAUCGCAGCUUGUCAACUACGUGGAGGAUUAUUUGGAAUGUGUCGAAUCGCUGCCUUUGGAUAUACAGAGGAAUGUUUCAUUGUUACGAGAGAUCGACACCAAGUAUCAAGAGGUCCUCAAGGAGGUGGAUGAGAUAUAUGAUAAGUACAAAAAGGAGACUGACAGUGGGCAGCGCAAGCGGCUGCAGAUUCAGUUGCAGCGGGCACUCAUCAGCAGUCAGGAGUUGGGAGAUGAGAAAAUCCAUGUGGUCACACAGAUGAUGGAGGUGGUGGAAAACCGCUCGCGUCAGAUCGAGGCCCACUCGCCCUGCUUUUUGGAGCCGGGAGACACAGAACGACCGGCGGAGAAGGUGAGGCAUGACCCCGCAAGCACCUCCACAAAUGUUAUGCCCGAGCGCUCUUCGGCACGGCGACCCAGACGUCAGCGCAACAGCGAGAGCCGUGACACUUGUGCCAAUGGUGCCCUGGAGGACCUGGGAGAAGAGCCUCCGCAGCAGCCCCGUGAGAAAAAGUCCAAGUCGGCCAAGAAGAAGAAGCGUUCCAAGGCCAAGCAGGAGCGAGAAGCAUCGCCGGUGGAGUUCACCAUCGAUCCCAACGAGCCCACCUACUGCCUCUGUGAACAGGUGUCCUAUGGUGAGAUGAUUGGCUGCGACAAUGAGCAAUGUCCUAUUGAGUGGUUCCAUUUUUCCUGUGUUGGACUCACCUACAAGCCCAAGGGUAAAUGGUAUUGCCCCAAAUGCAGGGGUGACAGUGAAAAGACUAUGGAAAAAAGUGCAGAUAGGGCCAAGAAGGAUAGGCGGUCCAGGUAGUGCCUUACAGAAGAUUGUCUAAGUGAAAAUAUGCCUGUGUGGGGAUUGGCGAUUUUUGUGUUUAACUUAUGUUAAAAGGUUCUCCUCAUGCACUUAGCUGAAAAGUUUCCAAACAGGUGCUGUUGUUGCUUUUGCAUUAAGUUCGAAAAUGACCAACAGAUGUAAUUAACCCUGGAAACACAGAUGUUUAAGAUACUGCCACUAAUGUCCCUAAGACAAUGAAGAGUUCUUUUCUAAGCCUUUUUUCCUCUUAACUGUUGAUUUCAGAAAGCCUCAAGAGUUUAAAAUAUGUUGGAGGUCACCCAGUCCAGGGUAAUACUUGUUGUUAAAAAAGAGGAGUGUGAUCAAUGCACAGGGUUUGAUGAACAUUGUCAACACAUUUCUUUUUCAUAUCUUGUUCUUUUGUUCCACAUUUUAGAAAAUAUAUAUAAAAACACACCUCUGAAAUGUCUUCCAGUGAGAGAACAAAUUCAUUUUCUUUGUUACUGUUUUUGGAGUGAUGUUUUUGUUAAAAUUUUUUUUUUUUUCUUUCUUUUUUUUAAAGUUUCAUCUAUUUAAAUAAAUCAGUGCUUGUUAUGUCUCUAA